GGAGACCUCCUCCACAGGCUGGGCAAGGCAAGGAGCGCGGAAGAAGGAGGAGGAGGAGGAUUCCCCCCUCCCGGGAAGGAAGCAGCAGCUGCAGCAGGAACACCGGGGUUCAAGGUGGCAGGAAAAUCAGAGCAGAAUCAUCAACAGAGGGGGGCAUUGGAUUAUCGCCGUGGGCUGCUUUUCCAUUUUCCCUCUUCAGUUUGGGGUAACGUUUGGAACCUUCUGUAAAUUAAGUCCCAGAAGCAAAAAUCUGUAGCAGCUGCCUCUGCCUCACCUUCCCCACAAUGCCAUCUAAUGGGCCAUUUGACACCAGCAGUCCUUCUGCGGAUCGGGAGGCAAUCGAUGCUCACAAGCAGGGAGAAGAAGAACCUGAGGAAAAUCGGAACAAGGAGGAGAAGCCAGAUCCAGGGAUCCCCGUGAGGAAAGUGGGGCGGCCUGGCAGAAAGCGGAAACAGCCAGUGGUGGAGACCAGUGAAAUCCCCAAAGACACAGCCUCAGCACCCAAGUGCCCCCCACCUACCCACAACACCAGCCCUAUGGAACAAGUGCCCAAUGGAGAUGCUGAGAUGGGUGCUUCUGAGAAUAGCACCAUCACCGAUCUGAAGGGCAGGCAGCGAAGCGAGAAUGAACCCAGUGGCCUGCCAGAUGGAGAGAUGGGGCGAGCCCUGGAAAAUGGGCGCUGCACCCCCAAGGACAGUCCUGAUCCUCCUACUAGUGAAGGGAAAGAAGACAAGGAAGAAAACCACUACAACUCACUGAAAAUGGAGGGAUCCCGAGGCCGUCUGCGUGGAGGACUGGGUUGUGAGUCCAGUCUUCGCCCCAGGCCAAUGCCGCGUCUGACCUUCCAAGCUGGAGACCCCUACUACAUCAGCAAGAGGAAGCGGGAUGAGUGGCUGGCCAGGUGGAAGAGGGAGACUGAUAACCCAGCGGCAGCUCAGCUUGACAAGGCUGAGAAGAAAGCUAAGGUAAUUGCUGGGAUGAAUGCAGUGGAAGAAACACCACGGAGCGAGCCCCAGAAGGAGGAGGAGGCUAGUCCACCAGCCUCACAGCAGCCAACUGACCCUGCUUCUCCCAGUGUGGCCACCACCCCAGAACCUGUGGGGCCUGAUGCUGUAGACAAGAGCAUAUCAAAGUCAGCUGAUGAUGAGCCAGAAUAUGAGGAUGGCCGGGGGUUUGGGAUCGGGGAGCUGGUGUGGGGAAAACUGCGUGGAUUCUCCUGGUGGCCAGGCCGCAUUGUUUCCUGGUGGAUGACUGGAAGGAGUCGGGCUGCCGAAGGUACCCGUUGGGUCAUGUGGUUCGGUGAUGGGAAGUUCUCUGUGGUAAGUGACUGAGUUGGAGGUGGGUUUUCUGAAAAGGUCC
Python bivittatus (Burmese python) is the source of this 1359-nucleotide messenger RNA. NCBI's taxonomy places the organism in Eukaryota, Metazoa, Chordata, Lepidosauria, Squamata, Pythonidae. The record is from RefSeq and is a predicted model, not a curated record.